Labrus mixtus (cuckoo wrasse) is the source of this 2692-nucleotide messenger RNA. RefSeq names its product thyrotropin receptor-like. NCBI's taxonomy places the organism in Eukaryota, Metazoa, Chordata, Actinopteri, Labriformes, Labridae. The record is from RefSeq and is a predicted model, not a curated record. The transcript has 11 exons. Gene Ontology annotation, molecular function: thyroid-stimulating hormone receptor activity. Gene Ontology annotation, cellular component: membrane. The coding region runs from base 64 to 2304 and encodes 746 amino acids. Gene Ontology annotation, biological process: G protein-coupled receptor signaling pathway.
AGCUUGUUGUAUCUCUGAACUCUCUUCAGUCUUGAUCACACUCUCCUUCACUAACGCUCCACUAUGAAGCUGGAUUUAAGCCUCUUUUAUUUAUUUUUCUGCUGCGUCAAAGUUUCUCUGCUUCUCAAUUCUUGUCCGACUCAGUGUCAGUGUGACCACGAUGUCCUGAGCGUUUCCUGUUAUGGAGCUCAAUUCCUGCCGAGUUUCUCCCUCAGCACUCAGGAGGUGUCGCUCAUGGGGACAAAACUUUCUUCGAUACCUGAAAAUGCUUUUUCCUAUUUGACAAACAUUUCUCAGAUAUUGAUCUCUGAAGAUGACACUUUACGAUUUCUUCAGAAACAUUCUUUUUACAACCUGUCCCGACUAACACACGUACAACUGACUGGACUGAAAGAACUGUCCCAUAUCGAUCAGGAGGCGUUUAAGGACCUGCCUAAUCUAAAGUAUCUAGCGAUCAUUAACACAGGCCUCACCUCUUUUCCCGAGCUUCAGUAUAUUCAAUCCAUCCAGGAGGAUUUCAUGUUAGAGAUCGUCGAGAACGUCUUCUUACAGCUGAUUCCUGCAAAUUCAUUCACUGGAAUAUCAGAACAUCCUCUCACUAUAAUGCUAAACAGCAAUGGGGUGAAAGAGAUCCAGCGUUUCGCCUUUAAUGGGAGCCGCCUGGAGGAAGUGUAUCUUCACAGGAACAUGGAACUGAAACAUAUCGAUGAAUUUGCUUUUCAUGGCGUCAUUCAUGGCCCAACUCACCUAGACCUUUCAGAAACCAAAGUGAGCUCUCUACCCUCAGUAGGAAUGGACAGCAUUGAAAAGCUGCAGGCUAAAAACACUUGGAGCCUGAAAGCUCUGCCCCCCCUCAGAGCCUUCGUCCACUUACAGAGCGCUGAGUUAACCUUCCCGAGCCACUGCUGCGGCCUCACAAUGCUGAAAAGAUGGAGGGGAGACCUUGAGGCAAUAAUCUGCAACCUGAGCUGGACAGAUUUUGGAAACCUGCAGGAGUUCUCGUCAGCUGUCUCUCCGAGAAAAGAUGGACAGAAGAUUAAUGAACGUGUGACAGAUAUCUUUGGACUCCCAGCCAUCAGAAGCACCAAUUACAGCCAUCACAACAGUCGUUUUUGUCCAUAUAAGGCAUCUCAAGGCGAGGGUUUGUUUUAUGUGGAGUUACCAACUGAUCAUCUUAGUAGUGAAGGUUUUGACUUUUCACUUUGUAAUGAACAUCACAAAGACAGCGUCUCCUGCAACCCCCUCCCUGAUGCCCUGAACCCUUGUGAGGACGUGAUGAGUCAAGGUUUUCUUAGGGUGCUGGUCUGGGUCGUCAGUCUAUCAGCCAUCUUAACCAACCUGCUGGUGAUGUUCAUCCUGCUCACUAGCCGACAGAAGCUGUCUGUCACUCGUUUCCUCAUGGGUCAGCUGGCAUUUGCAGAUUUUUGUAUGGGGAUGUACUUACUGCUCAUUGCAUCUGUGGACGUCUACACGCGAUCCCAUUACUACCAUUAUGCCAUUGCUUGGCAAACAGGAGGUGGCUGUAACCUAGCCGGGACUUUAUCCGUGUUUGCUAGCGAGUUAUCAGUGUACACAUUGACUUUGAUCAGCCUUCAACGCUGGCAUGCCAUCUUCUACGCAAUGAGGCCUAACAGAAAGAUUCGGUUCCGACAUGCAGUGGUGCUGAGUGUGGUCGGCUGGUUGCUUUCUGUGACCCUGGCCCUGCUUCCUGUUGUUGGCGUGAGCAGUUACCAGAGAGUGAGCAUCUGUUUGCCCAUGGACACUGAGACUACCGCUUCUCAGGCUUAUGUUGUUUCUGUCCUCAUUACUAAUAUCAUUGCUUUCAUGGUGGUGUGUCUUUGUUACCUGCACAUCUACUUUAUGGUGCACAAUCCUCAGCACCUGUCUAGCAGGUAUGACACCAGCAUGGCUAAACGCAUGGCUGUCCUUGUUUUCACCAACUUCCUGUGUCUGGUUCCCAUCUGCUUCUGUGGUUUGUCUGCAGCUCUCUACCAACCACUGAUGACUGUCACAGAUUCAAAGAUUCUGCUGGUGCUCUUCUAUCCUCUCAACUCUUGUGCCCACCCUUUUUUUUACGCUAUCCUGACAAAGGCAUUUCAUCAAGAUAUGCUGAUGUUGCUGAGUCGGCUGGGUCUGUGCCAGAAGAAAGCUCACUCCUAUCGCAGCCAAUAUUUCCCUCCACUUAUAGAGAGACAACAUCUGCCCCUACAGUCUAGCCCCCACACCCAAAAUCAUCCUUGUAAAGGAAUUACAGGCUACAUGAUGCACGAAAAUGACACAGCACAUCAUGGCCUCUCAAAAUGAUUGCUCCAUUAACUUCUUGUGUCAGUGUACCAAAAGAUGUCAGAUUUUUGUUUAGGUCCAAAAAUAUUCAUAUAUGCUAAUCAGCAGGUAAUCACACCAUGAGAUUAGGGUCCCCUAACAGUAUUUUAUAAACAAGCUUUCCCACAAUCAUGCCCACUUUUCAUAGUGUUUGGUUAGGGUUAGAGCAAACUGACACUUGACUUUCCUCCAGGAUUAAUACAGUUGUUUCUUAUCUCAUCUCUUAUUUUGAAUGCCAUUUAAAACACUGCAAUUUAAAGUUAUCAGUUCUGUACAAAAAAUGAUUUCACAGGUAAACAGAACUAAAACAAGGUUCUGGUUUUUCACUGAACUCAAACAACAUAAUUUUUUUUUUAUUUCCAAUAAAAAA